AUGGACCUAACCACCAGCGGUGUGGCCCGAUCCAGCGAAAGCUUAAAUUUCCUCGAUUUGCCCGACUGUAUGAUUGAGCAAGUGUUGGAGAAUUUGACUUACGAUGAAAUAGCCAAGAGUCGAAUAAUAUGCAUGAAAAUAAAUAUCAUCUGCCAGUCGUUGCUGAACAGGGGGUUUGUCAAGAUAAUCCGGCGGCACAACGCAAACUUCAAGGCCAUCAAAUCUCAGCUACCUCGGCGUGAAUCGGAGCGGCGGAACCAUCCCCUGGCAAAGCAUGCCGACAUACUGACAUGCAUCGAAACACGUAUCUCCAUGCUCUCCAUGACCUACUCUAAGUACAUCGAAAAGGAGGUGUGUUGUUUUAUCCCGGGCAAGGUGAUAGAUGAGGUAAUGCAAAUUCUCUUUCUGGUCGAGAACAUUUCGUUUCCUCUUCGGGCGCAUGAUGUGCUACAAGAGUUGCGUGACAUAUCUUCCAUGGCAAUCGAGCACUUUGAUGAACACAUCGUUGACGGGCUGAAGAGGUUGAUUGGUGAGCAUAUAUGUCCCAAGAACGCAUUCGGCCAUCCAGAUCUAUCAUCCUUCAACUUCGAUAGUAAUAUUGAAACGCCAAUCCCUUCUACGCCACCUGCGGAGCCGUUAUUCGAUUCCAAUCUUUCGAUGCCGAACAUUAUUCGGCAAGGAAAUUGUUCGUUUUACAGCGCCAUUUCAAUGUUAUCAAACAGACUGCCGCAGAAUCCUUUUACUUUGAGUACGUGCAACCAGAGUUCGAAGAACCACAGCCCGUACAUCCCGAACUCGUAUAACCAAGCUUCGAAUAGCCAGAGCACGUAUAACCCAGGCACGCUCGGCCAGAGCUCGUUCAAUUCAGGUUCGCUCGGCCAAAGUUCAUUCAGUGCAGGAACGCUUAACCAGAACACGUUUAUGCAGUGUUCGCACAGCCAGAGCCCAAUCAACCAUGUUCUGAACAGUCAUAGCUCGUGCACUGCGAGUUCAAACAGCCGCAGUUGGUUGAAUCAGAAUGGAUGCCAUAUAAGCUGUAGCAAUCCGAGUACAUUGAUUCAGAGCUCGAACAACCAGAGCUCUUUCGGUAUGAGCUCAAAUAAACUGAGUGCUAACAAGCAGACCUCGAGCAAUCAGUGCUCAAGCACCCAAAUCUUGCCCAGCUAUAACUCUAGCAGCAUUGCAACCAAUGUGCCGAGUGGAAAGGUGUUCAAGAGCAAGUCGCGAAAAUUGCGCACCGAUAUCACUCGCAUCGAUCAAACGAUCUCCAUCUUCAAGGCGGAAUUUCGCAACAUGCGUCAGCAAUUGCUCCGACAGAGCACGGAGAUAAAGGAGUUGCGCCGUCGCCUGGACGAAUCGGAAUCGAAGAAUCUUGAGCUGCUGGCCAACAUCAACCAGCUCGGAUUGGGUGCUUCACCGGUUGGGGCUGGUUCCGGAUCGGCGUCCGUGGCCAUUACGCGGUGCUCCAUAAAGUCCCGUGCGUCCUCGGGCAUGCUGAAGCGUUUGUAUACGGAAACAGAAUCUCUGCCGAUCACAAUUGCGGUUCCUCGCUCUCCUGUCAAUGUGCCAUUGCCAGUAGAAUUGACGUUAAACGAACACGAGCAGCAAGUGGCAUCAACUAGCGAAACAGGUAUACUUAAAAAAGCAAAGUUGGACAACUAGACAAGCGACGAUAGCAGGGACGAGCUUUGACUUACUUUGUUCGUAUUACUCGAUCGUGGAAACUAAUUUGCUGGUUCACUUCCCAGCUUUUAUUUAGUCUGCAACGUGUUCCGUUUGUAGGAGCAAGCCGUUCCAUGAGCAAACCCUUUUUUAUGAAUUGAAUUUUCUAGAUUUUUUGUCUCGAAAGUACGACCCAGCUAGCUGUCUGGGACGUGGCAAUAUGUAUACUAACACUAGUUUUUAAGAAACAAAUCAUCGUAUAGGCAGCCAACUAUCCUGCACAGGUGAACGUGGAAAUUACGCACUGAGUUACACACCUCGUACAGAAAGAUGCAGCAUGUUAGAUGCAGUUACUAGCAUAAGCAACAACUAGCGUAGUAAAGAAAGAAAAUACGAUCACAACAAUGUUGUAUUGUGAAGCUAACCUUUUUUUAUAACAUUUUUUUUAGAUUAGUAUCAUCCAUAUUGAAUUAUGCAUAUUCAAAAGGCCAGAAUCGAUUGUAUUGCGUAUCGUUUUAAUGAUAACACGAAAAGCUCGCUACAAAUUUCAGAACAAGCAAUU
Anopheles nili is the source of this 2224-nucleotide messenger RNA. RefSeq lists its product as uncharacterized. The coding region runs from base 1 to 1662 and encodes 553 amino acids. The record is from RefSeq and is a predicted model, not a curated record. The transcript is spliced from 2 exons. Gene Ontology annotation, biological process: protein polyubiquitination. Gene Ontology annotation, molecular function: protein binding. Lineage: Eukaryota; Metazoa; Arthropoda; Insecta; Diptera; Culicidae.